AUGGAGGAUUUACCGCCCGCGGUUCAGGAAUCAGUGCGUGACAGAAAUUGCUUUCCCAGGCAGGAAGAGUGCGAAGAGUCUUUGUGCUCUGGGGCAGAGACAGUAAAUGUGGGAGUCAGCACAGAGCCUUGUCAUAGCACGUGGGAAGUAGAAACAGAUGAAGUUGUCCUACAGCGGCGGCAAAAGCAGAUAGACUAUGGCAAAUGUACACUUGGUUACCAGUGCUUUCUGCAGCAGGUUCCCAAAGCACAGCGACAACCAGGGAUUCACCCUCAAACACCAAACAAGAACAGGAGAUACAGCCGUCGUUCCUGGGAUGCUCAGAUCAAGCAGUGGAGAAAAGCCCUACAUACCUGGGACCCUCCCAGCCUGCCUCUUCAGGGCAAGGGGACAGAAAGGAAGGGAAAGGAGAGUCUCUUAGAAUCCAUGGGUUCUACUUCUCUGGAUGAACUCCUGGGUGACUGGCUCCAGGCCCUGGAACCCUCCAAGAAUCUGGAUGGAGGACAGAACACUGCCAAGUUUGCAGACUUGGUGGCUCCAAUUUCCUGCCCUCUCAGGCUCAGUGAGGAAGACAGCAAUUCGUGUGUCCCAGACUUGGAUACAGCAGAAAGCAUUUAA
Messenger RNA from Octodon degus (degu), 618 nucleotides. RefSeq names its product oocyte-specific histone RNA stem-loop-binding protein 2-like. NCBI's taxonomy places the organism in Eukaryota, Metazoa, Chordata, Mammalia, Rodentia, Octodontidae. Gene Ontology annotation, biological process: mRNA transport; mRNA 3'-end processing by stem-loop binding and cleavage. The transcript is spliced from 6 exons. The record is from RefSeq and is a predicted model, not a curated record. Gene Ontology annotation, cellular component: cytoplasm; histone pre-mRNA 3'end processing complex. Bases 1 to 618 code for a protein of 205 amino acids. Gene Ontology annotation, molecular function: histone pre-mRNA stem-loop binding; mRNA binding.